Malus domestica (apple) is the source of this 1722-nucleotide messenger RNA. Lineage: Eukaryota; Viridiplantae; Streptophyta; Magnoliopsida; Rosales; Rosaceae. The record is from RefSeq and is a predicted model, not a curated record.
CCCUGAACCCGGUCGCCGCUUCCCACUUCCAAGGAUUAUUACACCAAAAUCUCUGUGCAUGGACACGCCGCAACCUCCAGAACCCGCCCUCUGUAUCUCUUCCACUUGGCUCCUCCUCCACAUUCUCUCUCUCUCUCUCUCUCUCUCUCUCAUAUAAAUAUAGAAGCGUAGUGGUGGCACGUCUAGAGUAGCAAUUGAAUGUGGGCGUCUCAGAGAAUCAUCAAUGCUCCCGCUAUAACUCCUCCCCUCUCGUCUUCGUCUUCCUCAACCUUCGUUUCCGGAGCCUUCCUCUUCCUCCGGUCCUCCUUUCCUUCAUCCUCCCAUCCUCGCUUUCUCUCUCCCUCGCUUUCUCUCUCCUCUUCCAUCUCUCUCUCCCAUUCCGCCAUGCCUUACAACCAGCGAAGGGGUGGGCGUGGAGAACAAAAGUGGACACAAAAGCAAAAGACUGAUGGCUCAUCAGCGUCGACAGGGGAUUCUUCAGCCGCUGUCACUAACAGAGUUGGUGAGUUGAGUCUUAGUGGAGGCAAUGGGCAGACCAAUGCUUCGGUUAAACCCUUACAGUUUGGGAAGGUCCAAUCGGCAAAUCAGGGUCCAGUACAAGGUCAGAAAGGAACUUGGAUGCCUAAGUCAUAUGGGACAGUGGAUGGAGCUAAAGCAGCAGAAGUUGAAGCACCUGUUGAUAAAUGUUCAGUUGGAACCCAGGGAAAUGGAGCUGGGCAAGCAGCAGUUAAAAAAACCAGUGUUGGUUUAAGUCAGUUGUUCAAUGGUAAUCUGUUGGAAAAAUUUACUGUGGACAACUCCACGUAUGCUCAAGUGCAAAUACGAGCUACUUUCUAUCCCAAAUUUGAAAAUGAGAAGACAGAUGGGGAGAUUAGGACAAGGAUGAUAGAGAUUGUAUCUAACGGCUUGGCUACCUUGGAGGUUUCACUUAAACACUCGGGAUCUCUUUUUAUGUACGCUGGUAACAAGGGUGGAGCAUAUGCCAAAAACAGCUUUGGGAAUAUAUAUACGGCUGUAGGCGUAUUUGUUCUUGGACGGAUGUUUCGGGAGGCAUGGGGACGUGAAGCACCAAAAGUUCAAGCAGAGUUUAAUGAUUUUCUUGAGAGGAAUCGUAUGUGCAUAUCAAUGGAACUCGUAACUGCUGUUCUAGGAGACCAUGGACAACGCCCGAAAGAAGAUUUUGCUGUAGUGACGGCAGUCACAGAUUUGGGCAAUGGAAAGCCAAAGUUCUACUCAACCCCUGAGAUAAUUGCAUUCUGUAGAAAAUGGCGCCUACCAACAAAUCAUGUAUGGCUGUUCUCAACAAGGAAAUCAGUGACCUCAUUUUUUGCUGCCUUUGAUGCUCUCUGCGAAGAAGGAACUGCAACAACUGUAUGCAUGGCUCUUGAUGAAGUUGCAGAUAUAUCUAUACCAGGUUCAAAAGAUCAUGUAAAGGAGCAGGGUGAAAUCUUAGAGGGCAUUGUUGCUCGUAUUGUAAGCCAGGAGAGCUCAAAACAUAUGGAAAAAGUCUUGAUAGAUUUCCCUCCUCCACCAAUGGAUGGAGGUAUGAUGUUUCCCUCUUUCAUCUAUCUGUUUUGGGGCAUUAUAGUUCACUUCAAGCUGGAGUUUUUUUGUGGGUGUGUUGUUGUUCUCCCGAUUCAGCUGCAACCUUCACUCUUAAAACUUAUUAAACCAUUUUCUCUCCUUCCCUUUUUGGUUCCUAAAUGAAAUCUUCUGUUAACA